CCUUAAAACUACGAGAAGAAGAAUCGAAACGAGACAACCAGGUUUUCCAGUGUUAGCAGCAAACAAGGAAUGGUCCAAGCGAUGUUCACUCUUUAGAUGGGAGGAAAAUAAACUAAAAUAAAGUCAGCUAACGUAAUAUGAUAGCAGGCAUAUAUUCCCGGGCGUCCGUUGCUUUUCAUCUGAAGCCAACACAACUGACUUAAAUUUGUGAACGAGAAUCAUGUGGUGACCUUUACUGGGGCCGAAAGGUGCAGGGGGACCAGCAGCAGCUAUUGAGCAUCGAUGAAGCAUGAAGAGCCCAGUGCACAGAUGCAGGGACGUGGAGCAGAGCCGUGGGCAAGCUUGGGCACGAACCACUUUAUUUCAGACGGAGCAUCGCAUUCCCAUCUCCAAGGACGUCAUUACUUCCUCGUCGGCGUCUGCCAUGUGGUUCAUUAAGGACGCCUGUGGCAUCAUUUGCGCUAUCAUUACAUGGCUGCUGGUUUUGUAUGCAGAGUUUGUGGUGCUGUUUGUAAUGCUGCUGCCCUCAAAGAAUCUGACGUACAGCAUUGUCAAUGGGUCUCUAUUCAAUGCUCUGGCCUUUCUUGCCCUUGCCUCGCACCUCAGAGCCAUGUGCACUGAUCCUGGGGCAGUGCCCAAAGGCAAUGCAACAAAGGAAUACAUAGAAAGUCUUCAGCUGAAACCAGGACAGGUGGUCUACAAAUGUCCCAAGUGCUGUAGUAUCAAGCCUGACCGAGCACACCACUGCAGUGUUUGCAAACGCUGCAUACGGAAGAUGGAUCACCACUGCCCCUGGGUCAACAACUGUGUUGGAGAGAACAAUCAAAAGUACUUUGUCCUGUUCACUAUGUACAUUGCACUUGUCUCUCUCCACGCUCUAUUCAUGGUGGUUUUCCAUUUUCUCUACUGCUUUGAAGAUGAUUGGACAAAGUGCAGUUCCUUCUCUCCACCAGCAACAGUAAUCCUCCUCAUACUCCUGUGCUUUGAGGGCCUCCUCUUCCUCAUCUUCACCUCUGUGAUGUUUGGUACCCAAGUCCACUCCAUCUGUACUGAUGAAACUGGCAUAGAGCAGUUGAAAAAAGAAGAGAGAAGAUGGGCUAAAAAAACUAAAUGGAUGAACUUGAGGGCGGUGUUUGGACACCCUUUCUCCUUACUCUGGUUUAGCCCGUUCUCCACCCCUGACCACGGGAAGGCCGAGACGUACCAAUAUGUGGUGUGAAAGGAAAGAACGCGUCCUCGACUGAUUGGGCCAAUCCGUGCCCCACUUAAGCCGCUCUGACGGACGGUAGUGACUGCGGACACCUUCACAUCUGCUCUGCGUGCUUACUCCAUGCUUAAUACUGGUUUGCGCCUUACCUUCCAACACUGUUUAUUCGUGACUCGAUUUGCAUCCACUGUGAUAUUAUUUUCUCAAAGUUGCUUCUCUUAAAAGGCAACUUGAUGAGAAAACAGAUGCCCCCCUUGUUACCUCGAAACCGAUGUCGGGACCAUCUUAAACCAAGGACCACUGUACUGGGCUUGUACAAACUAGUCGACCAGUCGACUCCCCAGUGAUGUUUAGAGAUUGACGUGGCCAAGUCACGAAGCGUGUUUUUGCCCUGCUUGAGGCACAGCCGUUUGCAGCAGCAGGUGCGUGCGCUGAGUAGAACAAGUCGGUUACCUUCAUUUAUUGAAGUUGUAUUCCAUUUCUGAAAGAGCAGCUUCAACUAAAUAAAUUCACGAUUGGUAAACAUUUAUGAUUUCAAUUGGUACAAAUCUUUCAAAUGAAUUAUAUUUGCCACCUAAGCUGCUGUUUAUUAAAAGGAAAAAAAAGAAAUCGGUCUAAAAGAGUGGCAUUUUGUAAUAUGUGCAGUUAUGUAAAGCGUGAAACAUUCAGAUUAUUGUGUGGCAACAAAGCAGCCAUUGGUAGGUUACAGAAGAACUUUAUUAUUUUUAAUUUAUUCACUGCAGAACUGGAACUGAAUUGUGAGCGUUUUUAACCGUGACCUUUCUAAAGUGCUCCGCUGCGCUCAGAAGGAAGGAAGUGUGAUAGCUUCUGGUGGCCGGAUUUUGAAGAUAAAGGCUUUUUUUCCCAAAAGAAAACAUGCACUUGCUCAUGUCGGGUUCACGUUGCCACCACUCCCCGUGUACUGUUUGUGCAUGCUAGUUUUGAACCCCCGUUUUCACUGUAUGGCGUUUCUCUUAUUGGGAGACGACUUGAUAUUUUCAAAUACUUGUGUGACUUUUCUCUGCUUAUUGUGCAGUGGAAGGAUCUAAAGUGGACUUUAUUUCUGUGCUAUCUCUUACAUUGCAAUGCCUUUAACACCUCAGCAAGACACUCUUUGAAUGGUUUCACACUUGCACUUGGGGUCUCUGGUCUGGAUCAAAGCACUGUGCGUCAUUUGAAUGACGCGUUUGGUUCUUUUUUUCUUUUUCUUUCACACUUAUCAUCUGACCAAAGGCUGCCCAGUAAAAAAACAUACGCGUAAAGGUACAACCUGAGUGGACAGCUUUUGUAACAGAAGUCAAUCACACUUGACUGAAGUCUCUUGUGUGAAAUUCCCUGAGUGUAUUAAUACCAGCUGAUCAGGAAGAGCUCGAAAAUGUGUAUUGGGAUUCUUCCCUUCACAAGCAGAGGCGGUUACGGUUUUGCCUGCGUUUGUCUGCCCCCAGUUUGACUCAGUCAUUAUUGUAAACAGACACGAUUCACUGUAAUGGGUAGCUGCAGAAAAACCAAAGGAUGAAAUGAUUAACAAUGGAACAUGUUGUUGAUUCAAAUCAUCCAUUCAUUCAUUUGAACAUGGGAAAAAACUAUCUGAUGGCUUUCCAUGGAAUUUGUUGGGUCAAAAACAGGAUUUGAUCACAGCAUGAAUUGAAUAUAUUCAUGACCCAGAUCCAGAUUUCAUCAGCUAAUCCAAAUUAGGAUGACUUGAUGGAGGUCAUGGUUCAUGAUUUGUUCCUUGUCCCAUACCUCACCCCUUCAAGAAAAGUUAUCUGUUAAUCAAGUUAGUUGUUUUUGUUAGCUAAGCAUGUUUUGAAUCGGCAUAAAAACAAAUGCAGGCAAAGGCGAAACCUCCAUUGCACACUUAGGGGCAUAUUCUCCCGUGUGCUUGAGUCGUGGGUGCGCUUUUUCGGCUGUGCAAAUUCUCCCGUCCAGGCUUAAAGGUGGCACCUUCGUGAAACGUAUGCACUCUCGGUGGAGCAACCUUGACAUCUGGGCGUGACGCUGACAAAUUUGUCAGUGCGAGCAUUCUCCCAUAGACUUAAGCAUCUUUUGGCCUCCAGAGGCUGUGCGCAGGUAUGACUGCCUCUCUUGAAGGCAAAAUGUCAUAUUUCACGUUAUGAGCCAUCACAAACAUUACAGUCAUUGUAAUAAUGGGCUGUAAGUUUUAUUGAGGGUAUUUGAUGAACCAGGCAUGCACAGGUCAACUCGCAAUUUGCACGGUUUCCUAAACAUUCCCUUAUGAGCACAGUAUUCUGAUUAAAUUGUUUGUAUUGGAUUUAUUCAAACAUGAAUGCAAAAAGCCAUUCUCCUUCAAAGUAGCUUGUCACAGCUAUAACUUCUGGAUCCACGAUGUGAAUUUUUUCGUUUCAUGAAGUUAAUUUCACAAUCAAAGAGUGUGCCAUAGGUUCAAAACGGAUCCCUUUGGAAUUCUCGUUUCUUAUGAAAACUCCACGAUUUGGAAAUUAGGCCGACAUCGGGACUUAACCUACCUAAUUAUGCCUAUUUGGUGGUUGCACACAUAUUACCAGGUUACUCAUGGUGAGUGUGGCAGACGUUUAGACGGGAAAAAUUGACUUAAAAUUGACUUGAGUGCGAACGGGAGAAUAUGCCCCAUAAUGAAUGACAUGGGGAACACACAGUUAAGCAUUCCGGUUUUUUUUUUGUUUUUUUUUAACUUUCUGUGGGGGCUCAAAUUGGUAUUCUUUGGGUCUGCCAAACUCUGCUGUAAAGUGUGCUUUAUUCCUUUGUUCUGUUUACUCAAUCAUAUAAAUGUGAUCACAAGUGAAGGCAUGGUAUUGACGAAGGCUACAAUAGUAUCCAUUGUGAAACAUAGCUGGUAUGAUGUUAAUUAUUGCUGAAAAUGUUGAGUCUCAAUAUUGUUUGGGUUCCAUUUCGUUGUUCAACCUCCUGAAGUAAUUUCAGCACAUGCAGGGAAUAAACUACUCGGUUGCAAUGCAAA
Hippocampus comes (tiger tail seahorse) is the source of this 4163-nucleotide messenger RNA. RefSeq names its product zDHHC palmitoyltransferase 3a (gene zdhhc3a). The record is from RefSeq and is a predicted model, not a curated record. The transcript has 7 exons. Gene Ontology annotation, molecular function: palmitoyltransferase activity. The coding region runs from base 290 to 1219 and encodes 309 amino acids. NCBI's taxonomy places the organism in Eukaryota, Metazoa, Chordata, Actinopteri, Syngnathiformes, Syngnathidae.